CUCCAAGCCUGUCUUCUUUGAUACCCAUUUGCAUACCUCAGCCCCUCAUCACCACCAAAAUGGCCCCGGCUCUCCUCGAAACCCCCAACAUCAACGAGACCUUCAACGACCGCGAUGGCCUCGCUCUCGAAGCCACCUCGGACGCCAUAGACGAAGUCAACGUCCUCAAGGCCGCUCUCAAAGUGAAGAAGGGCACCGCCACCCAAGAAGAGAAGGACAUCUACGAAGCCUCCCAGUUCGAUGCCGAAAAGGACAAGACGCAGUUCCGACAAUACGAAGAAGCUUGCGACCGCGUCAAGAACUUCUACCGCGAGCAGCACGAGAAGCAAACCGUAGCCUACAACCUCAAAGCGCGCAACACCUUCCUCUCGCAGACGCGCGCCGAGAUGACCAUCUGGGAAGCCAUGGAGAAGCUCAACACGCUCAUCGACGAGUCCGACCCGGACACGUCGCUCUCGCAGAUCGAGCAUCUGCUGCAGUCGGCCGAGGCCAUCCGCCGCGACGGCAAGCCGCGCUGGAUGCAGCUCACCGGCCUGAUCCACGACCUGGGCAAGCUGCUCUUCUUCUUCGGCGCCGAGGGCCAGUGGGACGUCGUCGGCGACACGUUCCCCGUCGGCUGCGCCUUCGACCGCAAGAUCAUCUACCCGGACACCUUCGUCGGCAACCCGGACUCCAAGGACCCCAUCUACAGCACCAAGGAGGGCAUCUACACGCCCGGCUGCGGCAUGGACAACGUCAUGCUCAGCUGGGGCCACGACGAGUACCUCUACCACAUUGCGAAGGCGCAGAGCACCAUGCCCGACGAGGCGCUGGCGAUGAUCAGGUACCACUCGUUCUACCCGUGGCACUCGCAGGACGCGUACCGCUGGAUGAUGAAUGAGAAGGAUGAGAAGAUGUUGGAGGCGGUUAGGGCGUUCAACCCGUAUGAUUUGUACUCGAAGAGUGAUGAGGUGCCCAAGGCGGAGGUGCUGAAGCCGUACUAUAUGGAGCUGAUUAAGGAGUUUUGGGGUGAGGGGAAGGUUAAGUGGUGAGUGUGCGGAAUGGGAUACGGUAAUUGGGGCGGCAUGAUAGAGGUUUCUUUUAGCGGUUGGGGAUUCCUGGGUCUGCGUUUGGAUUAGAUCUCACCGCGAGCGAGUGCGGUUGGAGACUUCCUUUGAAUGAAAACAUAUUUCUCUA
Messenger RNA from Mytilinidion resinicola, 1176 nucleotides. RefSeq names its product DUF706-domain-containing protein. Gene Ontology annotation, cellular component: cytoplasm. The transcript has a single exon. Lineage: Eukaryota; Fungi; Ascomycota; Dothideomycetes; Mytilinidiales; Mytilinidiaceae. Gene Ontology annotation, biological process: inositol catabolic process. Bases 60 to 1031 code for a protein of 323 amino acids. The record is from RefSeq and is a predicted model, not a curated record. Gene Ontology annotation, molecular function: iron ion binding; inositol oxygenase activity.